AUGCUUUCAUUUGCGAGAGAUCGAUUUAACAGAAGCCAAAAGGUGAAGGGGACAGUUGUGUUGAUGCACAAGAAUGUCUUGGACAUAAACGCACUCACUUCAGUUCAAGAUGUUGCUGGUAUAAUCUUAGGUGGAGUCAGAGUUGCUAAUAGUAUUGCUGGCUCUAUACUUGAUACAUACACUUCAACCUUAGGCUGUUCAGUGGCUCUCAGGUUGAUUAGUGCUACUAGUGCUGAUGAAAGUGGAAAAGGGAAAGUGGGAAAGAGAUCGUUUCUUGAAGGUAUUAUUACUUCACUACCAAUUUUAGGAGCUGGACAGUGUGCAUUUAAUGUUCAUUUCAAAUGGGAUAGUGAGAUGGGAAUUCCAGGAGCAUUUUAUAUUGAGAAUUUCAUGCUUGGAGAAUUCUUUCUUGUAAGCUUGACUCUUGAAGAUAUUCCCAACCAUGGAACCAUCCACUUUGUUUGCAACUCAUGGAUUUACAAUACUACAAAGUAUAAAACCGAACGCAUCUUCUUCGCUAACAAGUCGUAUCUUCCAAGUGAAACACCGUCUCCGCUAGUGUACUAUAGACAAGAAGAACUGAAGACUUUAAGAGGAGAUGGAACUGGAGAGCGCAAAGAAUGGGAAAGAAUAUAUGAUUAUGAUGUCUACAACGAUUUGGGAGCUCCUGACAAAAAAGCAAGUUUGGCUCGUCCGUUAUUGGAGGAUCCAGCACUUUGCCUUAUCCUCGAAGGGGGAAAACCGGAAGAAAACCAGCUAAGAAAGAUCCGAAAAGUGAGAAACGGAGCGACUUCGUUUACCUUCCAAGAGAUGAAUCAUUUGUUUAAUACAUUUGAUGAAGUGCGUACAUUCUAUGAGGGUGGAAUUAAAUUGCCAACUAAUGCACUUAGCAAACUUAGCCCUAUACCAUUGUUCAAGGAACUCCUUAGAACAGAUGGUGAAGCACCUCUUAAGUUUCCACCACCUAAAGUGAUUCAAGUGAAUCAGUCUGGAUGGAUGACCGAUGAAGAAUUUACGAGGGAGAUGAUUGCUGGUGUAAAUCCACACAUCAUCAAAAGACUUCAGGAGUUUCCACCUAAGAGCAAGCUAGAUAGACAACUCUUUGGUGAUAAUACCAGCAAAGUAACCAAAGAACAUUUACAACCAAACAUGUGUGGAGUCACAGUUGAACAAGCUAUCCAAACGAACAGAUUGUUCAUACUUGAUCACCAUGAUCCAUUAUUUCCAUAUUUGAGGAAAAUAAAUGCAACUGAAACAAAAGCAUAUGCUACUAGAACCUUCCUUUUCUUGCAAAAUGAUGGAACUUUGAAGCCAUUGGCCAUUGAGCUAAGUAGCCCACAUCCACAGGCUGAUAGCUUUGGUCCUAUCAGUAAAGUUUACUUACCUGCAAGUGAAGGUGUUGAAGCUUCAAUUUGGCUCCUUGCCAAAGCUUAUGUCGUUGUGAAUGAUUCAUGUUAUCACCAACUUGUUAGCCAUUGGUUGAACACUCAUGCUGUUGUUGAGCCAUUCAUCAUAGCAACAAAUAGGCAUCUCAGCGUGGUUCACCCUAUUCAUAAACUUUUGCUUCCACACUAUCGCGACACAAUGAACAUAAAUUCACUUGCAAGGAGUAUCUUGGUAAAUGCAGAAGGUAUUAUUGAAUCGACAUUCUUAUUGGGAAGUUAUUCUAUAGAAUUUUCUUCCGUUGUAUACAAGGAUUGGGUUUUCACUGAGCAAGGACUGCCUCAAGAUCUACUCAAAAGAGGAAUGGCGGUUGAGGAUCCAACUUCUCCGCAUGGUCUCCGCCUUCUGAUAGAGGACUACCCUUAUGCUGCUGAUGGGCUUGAGAUAUGGGCCGCUAUUAAGUCUUGGGUCGAAGAAUAUGUGAAUUUCUACUACAAGUCUGAUGCAACUAUUGUACAAGAUUCUGAGCUCCAAGCAUUCUGGAAAGAACUUGUAGAAGUGGGCCAUGGUGAUUUGAAGAAUGCAACAUGGUGGUUUAAGAUGCAAACUCGUAAGGAGUUGAUUGAAGCAUGCAGCAUCCUCAUAUGGAUAGCUUCAGCACUUCAUGCAGCUGUUAAUUUUGGACAAUAUCCAUAUGGAGGAUACAUCCUUAAUCGACCAACAAAAACUAGAAGGUUAAUGCCUGAGAAAGGAACUCCUGAGUAUGACGAGCUUUCUAAGAACUACCAAAAGACAUUUUUGAGGACAAUCACACCAAAGAAUGAUACCCUUACUGAUUUAACCAUUAUAGAGGUUUUGUCAAGACAUGCCUCUGAUGAACAAUAUCUUGGAGAGAGAAUUGAAGGUGAUCGUUGGACUUCUGAUUCGCAACCAUUAGAGGCUUUCAAGAGAUUUGGAAGGAAAUUGGCUGAAAUUGAGCAAAAACUCACUCAAAGGAACAAUGACGAGUCAUUGAGAAACAGGUAUGGGCCUGUGAAGAUGCCAUAUACUUUGCUUUACCCUUCUAGUGAAGAAGGAUUGACUUGUAGAGGCAUUCCCAAUAGUAUCUCCAUCUAA
Molecule: messenger RNA, 2499 nt
Organism: Vicia faba (fava bean)
Lineage: Eukaryota; Viridiplantae; Streptophyta; Magnoliopsida; Fabales; Fabaceae
Source: the annotation of a GenBank genome assembly